UCUGGUUUCAGACGAUACAAUGAAUAAUCAUUAAUCAAGGUUAGAAUUCUCAGUGGUGGAGUGUAUAUCUCGAGAAGGAUGGAGUCGGAGUAUAACUCCGAGGAUAGUUUUAUGGAAUCCGUCCUGGAUCCAUCAGACUCAUAUAAUGAGGAUUCUAAUAUGGAAGAGGGAAUCUAUGGAGCAUUUCAGAUAGAGGAUGAAGAGGAUGUGGAGGUUGAUGACUCCGACCUCAGUUCAGGAGAUAUACCAGGAGGAGAGGACGCGGAGUGGAAACCAGAUCCAUCAGUUCCGGAGGGUUGGACUAUUAGAGAGUUCUUGACAAAGAACGGACAAAAGUUGGAACAUGUGAAAAGUCCUUCAGGAGUUUUCUUCCCAGGAAGACGAGCUGCCAUGGAGUGGAUGAAAGGGCAGGGGUUCUCUGACGACGACAUUGUGCAGAUGCAGAGCAGGUUAAAGAUUAGGUGGCUGGAGAACCAUCCCUCUGUUCCCCCCGGUUGGAAAACUAGAUCUACAAAAAUUAAAACAAAUAAUGGGAUCACAAAUAUGGAAUGGUUUCUCUCCCCUUCAGGCAAAAUGUUUCGAGGGAAGAAAGCCAUAUUAAAAGCAAUUAAGAAUGACCCUUCCAGCUUUGCUGAUGAGGAAAUCCGCAAAUUUAAAAGCGUGCCAGUACCUGUCAAGAAGUUCAGUGCCGAGUAUAACUGGAGAGAAGACGACCCAACAAUACCGCCAGGAUGGCGGAGUGCAAUCAUUAAUAUGAAUUCUUUUGGGAAAAUUGUUGAGAGCACUCGCUUUCUGGCUCCAGACGGCAGGUUUUGUACGAGCCGUGUUGAAGCUAUCAAGUACCUAAUGAAAGAAGAAGAAAUGAACCGGGAAGAAUUGCACACAAUGAGAGAAGGAUUAAUAUCUGACGGAUGGUUGAGUAGUCCGUUUUUACCUCAGGAUUGGUUUAUGAAACCUGACCGAUGUCGAGGAAAGAGAAAGGAAGCUCAUUACAACUAUUUGUCAGCAGAUAUGCAGCAUCAUAGAUCUACUAAAGCAGCAGUAGCAUUCCUGUCAGCAGAUCCUAGAUAUAAUCAGGAUGAUAUUGAUAAUCUGCUGAAGUUAACUAAGGAUGAAGGAAAGAAACUCCGUCCAGAUAAAUACGACUGGAUGGAAGGAAAUGAAUCUGUUCCUGAUGGUUGGAAGAUACGGGUUGUGCAUUGCACUAACGGGUUGGAUCGAGAAUUCUUUCUUUCUCCGGACGGGAGCAGUUUCUCAGGACGAAAGCAGGCACUUGAAUAUCUAAAGACUGGUGGAGGGAGUCCGGACGAUAUUCGGAGGAUGGAGAGUGGUUGUAAAAUUGUUUGGACAGAGGAGGAUCCUACCCUGCCUCCGGGUUGGAAAACUAGAUCCUCCGAGAUCAACACGAGGACCGGGAAGGUUCCUAUGCAAUGGUUUCUCAGCCCUGAUGGGAAAAUGUACCGAGGACGGAAAUCAGCUCUAGAGGAGAUUCAGAGCAGUGGUCAAUACUCUACCCUAGAGAUACGCAGGUUCAAGUUCGUUAUCCCGGAGAAUAAGAAGACGAACUAUACCUGGGGCGAGGAUACAUCAGUUCCUCCAGGUUGGUUAACUACUGUCAUCACGAUGAAUAGUUUUGGAAAGCUGGUUCAGAGUAAACGAUUUAUGGCUCCAGACGGGAGAUUUUGCUCCAGUAGGGAUGAAGCAAUAAAGUAUAUGGUCAAGGAAGGACUUUAUACGGACGAAGAGAUAGAAAUUAUGGAAGGAGGGUAUGAAGAGGAUAUGGAACAGAUGGAUGUCAAGAUGGAGGGAUGGGGGAUGGAUGGAGAGGACGGAUCAGCAAAACGGAAAUAUGUUCCGGAAUCUAAGGAAAUUACGAAAAAGAUCAAAAAGGAGGACGAAGACAUUAAAGAGGAAGCUAUGAGCGACUAUGAUGAAGAUUCAGAAACUUGUUUCAAGAUUGAAAAGAAUGAUGAAGAUGAUGAUGAUCAGGAUAUGGAGUUUGUUCCAAAACUCCGGAUUAGAAAGACUUCAAGCAGAAAAUCCACUCCAACCAAGACAGGACGCAAAAAUUCUCGGGCAUCUUUGUCAGACUCCAAGGAUGGACCGGCGAUGGCCAAGGACGAAGGUUGGGUUGACGAUGAUACAUCAGUCCCUGAAGGUUGGAAAACUAAAGAGUACACAAACAAAGGUGGACAGAACGUAAAACACAUUACAUCUCCCACUGGGAUUUUCUUUGCAGGACGUAAAGCUGCUCUGGAGCACAUGGAGUCGUCUAACGAGUACUCUGUUGAGGAUAUGGAGCUGAUGCAGAGCGGGCUUAAGGUGUUCUGGGGUGAGGAUGAUCCCACAAUGCCGGAAGGCUGGAAGACGAGGAUUACAGAUAUUAAAACUAAAGCAGGUAUCACACAAAUGCAAUGGUUUAGAUCUCCAGAAGGAAAAAUAUUCCGAGGACGGAAAUCUGCUCUCAAGUUUCUCGAAUCAAGUCAGGAUUAUUCUAACGAAGAUAUUCGAAACUUCAAGAGUAAACCUGCUGCAGAGAAAAAGUUCAGUAAGGAAUAUGAUUGGUUGGAAGAUGAUCCCAAUAUUCCUCCAGGUUGGAAGUCUACUGUGAUACAGAUGAACUCAUUUGGUAAAAUCGUCCCAAGUAUGCGAUUCCUAGCUCCGGACGGACGUUAUUGCUCCAACAGGAUUGAUGCUCUCAAGUAUAUGGCUAGGGAAGGAAUAUUUACAGCUGAAGAUAUAGAAAUCAUGAAGGGUGGUUUGAUCAUGGAUGGCUGGAGACAAGAUGAUAAGUUGCCGAAUAAUUGGUUUAUGAAACCUAGAAAGGAUAAGAUCAAUGAAGCUACAGCUAGCUACCAUUAUCUAGCAGACACGUUCCAGCAAUUUGAUUCAACUAAAUCCGCGGUAAAAUACAUGCUAACCAGACCGGACCAGUACCAUCCUCAGGAUGUGGCCAAGCUGGAGAUGAAAGUGAAUGCUGAGGCUAAAAAGUUGUGCCCGGACAAAUAUGAUUGGUUGGAGUGUAAGGAUACUCUACCUAAGGGUUGGAAGUAUAGAACGGUUGUGUGCACUAAUGGAUUAGAACGACAUUUCUUCCUUGCUCCAGAUGGCAGUAGUUACUCCGGUAGAAAGCAAGCUGUGGAGUACAUGAAGAAAGGGGAGUUCACACCGGAAGAUAUUAAAAAAAUGGAAAGCGGGUUUAAAAUUAAAUGGGUCGACAAUGAUCCUGACCUACCGGCAGGUUGGAAAUGUAGAACGACUGACAUGAAAACUAAAAAUGGAGUUAUUCCCAUGCAGUGGUAUAUGUCUCCGGAGGGUAAAAUGUUCCGUGGCAAGAAAUCCGCCAUGGAGUUCAUCAGCAACUGUGGAAUGUACUCCAAGGAUGAAAUCUGUAAGUUCCGCUGCUCUGGAGAUACUCCAACUAAGACACAGUAUGAUUGGAAUGAAAAUGAUCCGUCUGUUCCUGACGGAUGGAAGACAACAAUGAUAACUGUCAACUCCUUUGGAAAGAUUGUAAAGAGUAAACGGUAUCUCUCACCAGACGGAAGAUUUUGUUCCUCAAGAAUAGAUUCCUUGAAGUAUAUGGCAAAAGUUAACAUAUUUCCUAACGAUGCUGUCGAGAAGAUGAAGAACGGAUUGCUUCUGGAAGGUUGGGAAAUAGAACCAAUGCUACCAGAUGGAUGGUUGCUUAAACCAGACAAACACAAGGAGGAGGAAGCAACCUUUAAUUAUCUAACUCCAGACUAUCAGUUCCUCCGGUCUACUAGAGCAGCACAGAACUUGAUGCACAACUCUCCGCUAUACUCCGAGGAGGAUGUUAGUAAGCUCGGUACUCUUAUAGCAGAGGAAAGAAGGAAGAUUAGGAUGGAUAAAUAUGGAGGAACAAAACAAUCUACUCUUCCAACUGGAUGGAAACUAUCCGCAGCGGAAGGGAACAGUUGUAUAGUUGCUCCGGAUGGUUCUAGGUUCGAGACUCGAUUACAGGCAUUGAUACAUUUGAUUAAAGACGGGUGUGAUAAAACUGUGAUAGAAGAGAUGAGAAAGAACUUGAAGCACGAGGGUUGGGAGGAUAACAGUAUCCUACCAAAAGGAUGGAAAAUGCUCAAGGUCGAGAAUGAAAGUGAUAUGGUGUUCCUCUCAGAAGCUGGAGAAGUUUUUGAAACCUUGGAGUCUGUCCUUGAAGAAAUGGAGAACAAUAGCGCGUAUAAAGAGACCGAGUUGGAAAAUAUUCGUGCAUUGUAUGAGAACCAAACCAAAGCAAUUAAACAGAACUCCACCAAGUAUGAAUGGACAGAAGAUGACCCAACAGUACCAACUGGAUGGAAAACAAGAACUGUUGAUGGCAAGGUUCGGAAGAAGUUUUAUCUAUCUCCAGAUUCCAGUGUAUUCGCUUGUAGGAGAUCAUGUCUCCAACACAUGAUAAAAGAAAAUUUCUCCGAGCCUGAAAUUGAAGAAAUGCGGGAAAUGUUAAGUCACGAAGGUUGGAGCAAAGUUGAAUUUCUUCCGGAAAAAUGGUUAAUUCGGAAAAGUGAGGGAAGCACUAAUGGCAUUUAUGACGUAGACUUCUGGAUCCUGAACAACAAAGCAGUUGUUUUCAGAUCUACCAAGGCUGCUACAGAGUUUAUGGCAGCUAGUGAAGAGUACACUCAAGAAGAUAUUGAUAAAAUCAUAUCCAACCUGGAGACAGAAAGAAAAAAAGCUAGACAGUUGAAAUACGAUUGGUUGGAUGGAGAUGAGACUGUGCCUGCUGGGUGGAAAGUAAGGUUUGUGGAGGGAAAAACAAAAAAAACCUUUUUUCUCUCCGAGGACGGCUGCCAAUUUGCCUGCCGGAGGUCCGGCCUCCAGCAUAUGAUCAACGAGAACGCCCCGGCCGAGGCUAUAGAGAGCAUGCGAGAAAAGUUGAGAUUUGAGGGUUGGGAGAACGACGAUCAUCUUCCGGAGGGUUGGAAGGUUCGGAAAAGUGAAGGAAGUACAAACGGGAUGUUUGAUGUAAACUAUUAUUACUUGUCUAAAGAGGGCAUUAUGUUUCAUUCAACUAAAGCUGUGAUAAGUUAUAUGACCAAUAGUCCACUUUACUCUCAAGAGGAUAUAGCUAGGAUUAAAACGAGACUAGAGGUUGAAACUAGGAAAAAUCGACCUCAGAAAUAUGAUUGGCUGGAGGAUGAAAACCUUCCGCCGGGUUGGAAGUAUAGAACAAUCAUAAAAGCUGGAAUCAGGACGGAUUAUGUAAUCACAGAGACCGGAGCACAGUUUCAGAGUAGGCGAGCAGCAAUAGAGUACAUGAUCAAGGAGGAUUAUGAACCACAAACAAUCUUCAGGAUGUGGAGCACUCUAGAAACUGAAGGAUGGGUUACUGACAACGACCGUCUACCCAAGGGUUGGAGGGUUCGCUCCAAGGAAAGACUCAAGGAUAACUGGCAAUUCUACUUUCUUUCUCCUCAGAUGGAAAUCUUCAAGUCUAACAAGGCUGUGCUCGACUUUAUCAGUGCACAGAAGGAUACUUACACGGAAGACGAUUUCCAUAGAGUCAAGUUAUGGAUUGAGGAGGAGCAGAGAUCUAGGAGAGAGGAAAACUAUACCUGGGACGAGGAACCCAACCUUCCUCCGGGUUGGAAGGUUCGCAGUGUAAUCACUAACAGUAAGAAUAUCCGGGAGUUCUUCCUUACUCCGGAAGGAGAUCAGAUUGCAGGAAGGAAGAAGGCCAUAGAAGUCAUGCAGAGCCAAGGCGCCUCCAAAUCUAUUAUUGAUGCUCAAACAAAGAAAAUGAAACAGGUGUCGUUCAGAAAUCAAAACAAGCGACCUGAAGACCUAGUCCAGGAACCAGAUGUUGAAACCUUGAUAUCUGAAACUCAAAAUUACUUCUCAUCUGACGACGAGACCGAGAUGGAGGACAUGAGAAUGUUUGAGAACGAUGACGGGAGCAAUCACAUUGAUCUUGGCGGUCUUGAACCUGAGUUUGAACCUGUAGAGAUCACUGCUGUUGAUUAUGAUGAAGAUAUUGAUGAUGUUGAUGUUGAUGAAGAUGAUGAGUUUAAUGAUGUUGAGGAGAUUACAGAUGAAUCAUAUUCACAAGAUAUUUCAGGGGUUGUUCAAUCAGAGAAUAUUAAAGUGGAACCUGAUAUAAAUCUAAUCAUGAGCUCUAGAAUCUAGAUGAAAAAGCCUAAACCAUUUUGAUAUUAAGAAAUUGAUCUUAAUACGAGCUGGAUAAUAUUAAAUCUACCUGAUAUUAAAAGUCUGAUAAAGAUAAAUAUAUCUUCUCAAAUUUUAAUGAAAAAAAUUGUAAAUUUUGAUCUGAUGUUGAUUAUUUCUAUACGUCAUUGUGUAUACGCUGCAACAUUAUAAAACCAUAUUGGUUAACAAUUAAAAUAAAUGUUUAUGAUUUUCAUUAUUCUCAAUUCCACAAAAAAACUGUCAAAAAACCUGAUUCAUAAUAACGACAAUAAAAAAAUGAGCAAAAUCUUUAUAUUUAUUAAACAAUAUUCUCAGUAUACAAAUGUUGUCAAGUAAAUUGUAUAAAAUGUAUAAAAAUAGUUAAGUAAUUUUUGUGAUUAGUUAACAAUUUCCUAAAAAUUCUGGUCAUUAUCUUAAUAAAUGUUUUCGUUAUAAAAA
This is a messenger RNA of Eurytemora carolleeae, 6609 nucleotides long. RefSeq lists its product as uncharacterized. The transcript has 14 exons. The record is from RefSeq and is a predicted model, not a curated record. Bases 79 to 6150 code for a protein of 2023 amino acids. Gene Ontology annotation, molecular function: DNA binding. Lineage: Eukaryota; Metazoa; Arthropoda; Copepoda; Calanoida; Temoridae.